Larimichthys crocea (large yellow croaker) is the source of this 4402-nucleotide messenger RNA. RefSeq names its product serine/threonine kinase 3 (STE20 homolog, yeast) (gene stk3). Gene Ontology annotation, molecular function: protein serine/threonine kinase activity; ATP binding. Gene Ontology annotation, biological process: protein phosphorylation; protein tetramerization; signal transduction. The transcript is spliced from 11 exons. NCBI's taxonomy places the organism in Eukaryota, Metazoa, Chordata, Actinopteri, Sciaenidae. The record is from RefSeq and is a predicted model, not a curated record. Bases 244 to 1749 code for a protein of 501 amino acids. Gene Ontology annotation, cellular component: cytoplasm.
GGUUUUUCGGUUUCUUGGUUUGUAAAGACAGAAGUUUUUGUUGUAGCACUCCGGUCCAGCAGAGGGCGCUUUGGACCGACUGUAUCCCGUGAGUGUCCAUCAUCUGACGGACACUCAGCUGGCCCUCCACUACUUUUUGACAACAACGACUCUGUGGACAAUGUUCACAUCUUGACUGUUGGCCCCCCUAAACCACCAUAACUUACCACUGCUCCGUUUUAUUACUAUCCUUUGAAGCCAUACAUGAUGGAGCCGUCUGCGCCCAAAAGCAAGCUGAAAAAGCUGAGCGAGGACAGUUUGACUAAACAACCAGAGGAAGUGUUUGAUGUUCUGGAGAAACUCGGUGAAGGGUCCUAUGGCAGCGUGUUUAAAGCCAUCCACAAGGAGUCAGGCCAGGUGGUGGCCAUCAAGCAGGUUCCUGUGGAGUCCGAUCUGCAGGAGAUCAUUAAGGAGAUUUCCAUCAUGCAGCAGUGUGACAGCCCUUACGUAGUGAAGUACUAUGGCAGCUACUUCAAGAACACAGACCUGUGGAUUGUCAUGGAGUACUGUGGAGCCGGCUCCGUCUCUGACAUCAUCAGACUGCGCAACAAGACGUUGACAGAGGAUGAGAUUGCCACUAUCCUGAAGUCGACGCUGAAAGGUCUUGAAUACCUUCACUUCAUGAGGAAGAUCCAUCGGGACAUCAAGGCAGGAAACAUCCUCCUCAACACCGAGGGACACGCCAAACUGGCAGACUUUGGAGUUGCUGGACAGCUAACGGACACUAUGGCAAAGAGAAACACUGUGAUUGGUACUCCGUUCUGGAUGGCCCCAGAGGUGAUCCAGGAGAUUGGCUAUAACUGCGUAGCCGAUAUCUGGUCCCUGGGCAUCACAUCCAUAGAGAUGGCAGAGGGCAAACCUCCCUACGCUGACAUCCAUCCCAUGAGAGCUAUCUUCAUGAUCCCCACCAACCCUCCUCCAACAUUCAGGAAGCCGGAGCUGUGGUCCGACGAGUUCACAGACUUUGUCAAGAAGUGUCUGGUCAAGAAUCCAGAACAGAGAGCGACCGCCACACAGCUCCUUCAGCACCCAUUUAUCAGCCAGGCCAAGCCAGUCACAAUCCUGAGAGACCUUAUAACUGAAGCCAUGGAGAUGAAAGCCAAGAGACAGCAGGAGCAGCAGAGAGAGCUGGAGGAAGAGGAUGACAACUCUGAGGAGGAGACCGAGGUGGACUCUCACACUAUGGUGAAGUCAGGCUCAGAGGGUGCAGGAACCAUGCGGGCCACCAGCACCAUGAGCGAUGGGGCGCAGACCAUGAUUGAACACGGCAGCACCAUGCUAGAGUCGGACCUGGGCACUAUGGUCAUCAACAGUGAUGAUGAUGAAGAGGAGGAGGAAGACCAGGGAUCAAUGAGGAGACACGCCACACCCCAGCAGCCAAUACGUCCUUCCUUCAUGGACUAUUUUGACAAGCAGGACUCAAACAAGGCAGCCCAGCAGCAAGAGAACUACAACCACAACCAGCCACAUGAGCAGCCCGGCUACCACAUCCAGUCCAAGAACGUCUUUCCUGACAACUGGAAGGUGCCUCAGGACGGAGACUUUGACUUUCUGAAGAACCUGGACUUUGAGGAGCUGCAGAUGCGCCUGAGUGCCUUGGAUCCCAUGAUGGAGCGGGAGAUCGAGGAGCUGAGGCAGCGCUACACCGCCAAAAGGCAGCCCAUCCUGGAUGCCAUGGAUGCCAAGAAGAGACGGCAACAGAACUUCUGAGUGUUUCUCCUUGUCGCCUUCUCCCUCCGGUCUCGGUUUCCCAAAGCCACCGUCACCACAAAACGUCUGUCCCAUUGACUCAGAGGAACUAAGAUGACCUUAUUGUCUUUGUUGGAAACCCACUGCUGUUCUGACUGACUGCUAACUGGUGACAUCCACAUAUCCAACCUCCUGGAAUCUACACUUGUCUGCCUUGUUUCUAUACUCUGUCUAGAUGCUGUUCCGACAUGUUAGGUCUUAUAUUUGUUUCUAUGGUUCCUGCAAAGGUUAUUUCCUUGAAUGAUGCUCAGGACUGCGGCCAAAGAGAGAACUAAGGCUCGGUGAUUAUACAUCUGAAAGUCACAAAAUGAAUUUCCCCUUUUCCAAGUGCAGAAAACCCUUGAGGGGAAUCAGCAUUAACACAUAAAGAAGCCUAUUCUCUGGCAGUAGCAGUAAUGUAAUCACCAGGUCAAUGACAAGUGGUCUCUUUUCCUCAGACUUUCACUUUUUGUGUAAAUAUAAUAUAGAGCCUAGUUUGGAAAUACGUGCUACAAAAAGCUGUGGAGGCCUGUCCAUGACCAAAGACAAUCAGGAUGAUGUUGAUUAAGUUAAGAAUGCCUUAAAAUCUUUGAAACCUGGUUUUCAAAAUAAGCAAUGUGCAAAGAAACAUUUCCUCACAUGGAGAUGAGUUGGAAAUGGACUGUGGAAAGCUGCAGCGGGAUAGAAAUGAUAGAAACCACGAAGUGUUUGUGCAUGUUUUCAAUCGCUGGUGGAUCAGAAAAUUAGUCUUAAUCCUUUAUUUCAUUUAGUUCUUUUCAGGUAUGAUGUUCUGGGCUUCUUUAAACAUCCAAUGCGCUGUCUGCAUUGACUGACUCAUGCAUCCCGUGUGCCCCAUCACACACCUGUCUCAGUCCUACAUCGUGAAUUUAAAAUCUGAGCUUUUACUUGACAAACAGCACUCGAAGUAAAACUAGAGUUGCCACCAAAAUUCAUUCCUUAGUUUUUUUUCUUUUAAAAAAGACAACUAUGAUUUCCAUACAAAGCAGAAGCAUUCCUGAAUACUGUAUGACUUUUAUUUUUAUGUCCUCAGAGUCUUUAAACCCUGUUGUUUCCUGUAAUUGUUCCACAUUCUGAUUGAUAAAUUACAGAUUACAAUAUGACUGUCUAAAAGAUUUAAACUAGAUGUGGAGCAUCUGUAAAACAGUGAAGCAGCAACGACCGCUCAGUGCUCAGUGCCUCAGUGGACUGACUGACACUGUAUACACAGCUGCACAGCUAAUAUCUGAGCUUAGGACUCAUUUUUAAAAUUGCAUUAAAGUUUUUUCAGCAAAUUUUCCUGCAGCUUAUAUCGGAUGUUUCAGCAAUUAUUCUUAAAAAUGAUUUUUUUUUAUUAUUAUUAUUAUUAUUUUCUGACACGUAGGUGUGAUGUUAAUGGAGGAUUGAAGACACACCGUCAGUUCAUGGUUUGUGCUUCGUGUGUUUCGAGACACAAGCUUAUUGUUAACAGCUUCAAACUGUAUUUAAACAAAACUGCCCAGUGCAGUGAUCGAUAGUCUUGACUUCACCAAAUUUAAGGAACCUUAUCUAAAAAUGUAAUAUAAAAAAUAUCAGAAUAACAGAUUCUUAGCUCUCAAAUGUUGAUUCAGUAUUGGCCUGAAAAAUCCAGUCAGUUGGGUUUUAUUUCACAAUUUUGAAUGUUUAAUUGAAAACCUACAAUCAAGCUAACAAUAUAUUUGGCCUCUUCAUGAAGGAAACAAAUUGAGGCAUCUGUUUGAUUUUACAUGUGCUAAUAAUGACCCUUUGAAUGAAUUAUGAUUGUCUUAAAAUGCAUGUACGACAUGUCUGCUGUUACAUAUGAAUGCUAAUAUGCAGCCUUGAAGGUGUGCUUCAGCCCACUGCCUUUAGUUGAUCAUUUUAAUAAUACGAUAAUCUAAAAAAUGAGCUGACAUGACCACAGAAUCCAAAUUUCAAAUCAGUACUGUCUGAAUGAUGGUGUCUGCUUGUUUACUUUUUUUGUGUGUGUCUUGUUUUUUUUUUGUCCUGCAUGCAGAUGAACCUGUCCUGUCACAGAUUAUCGUUCACAUUCUUGCCAUGAACUAUUUUUCAUAAAUUAAGUCUGCAGUGCAUUGGCAACUUCCAUACAAGCAUUCACACUAUUAUUAUUUAUUAAACGUGUUUCAAAUCUUUUUUUCCCCCUUGUGGCACUGGUUUAAAAAUAGUAGCUGAUUUUGGCUGUUAAUAUUUUUGCCCUUUGUCAAAUAUAUGUGGCUUGAUUUCUGCGUGUUUUAGACUAUGCAUGUUUAUAAUUCUGUUUGCUAUUUAGUGGAAUGCUGUUGUAUUAACUGCACAGGUUAAAGUACUGUUAAUAUGGAGGCUGGAUUUGCAGCUUUGCUCUGUAAUAAAAAGCCCUGUUUGAAAUAUGACAGUGGAGAAUCUGCCAUAAUAUGUAUAGUUAUACGAUAUCUGACAUGACUCUUUUUUAUAUAUAUAUAUAUAUAUAUAUAUAUGAUUUUCCAUUUAUUUCACUGUUCUUUCCACGAUAUAAUGACUUGAGGGUUUAGAGUGGAAUGUGAGCAUUUAUGUUUGAACCACUUAAUUUAUUAUGUUUUGUUUGUAAUACGUUAUAAAGUUUUGAAAAGGUGCAAGAAAUAAUAAAAGUUACUUAUAGUUAACC